This is a messenger RNA of Leptonychotes weddellii (Weddell seal), 2027 nucleotides long. The record is from RefSeq and is a predicted model, not a curated record. NCBI's taxonomy places the organism in Eukaryota, Metazoa, Chordata, Mammalia, Carnivora, Phocidae.
AUGCCCCUCGAGGUGGUUGGGGAGCUGGCAGCCUUCCUGGCGACUGGUGACUCGGGAACCAUUAAGAGGAGACAGGAAGGAGAUAAUUUCCAGUUUCCAGGCAUGGCUGACGGGGGUUACCCUAAUAAAAUCAAGAGGCCUUGCCUGGAAGACGUUACCCUUUCUAUGGGCCCGAGCGCCCACCCCAGCACGUCCUGUGCGGAGCUGCAGGUUCCUCCGCUAACCAUGAACCCCAGUCCCUCGGCUGUGGGAGUAACGGGCCAUUCGUUGCCACUCGAGGCGAAUCCCAUGAAUGGCAAUGUCAUGGGCUCACCAUUCGUGGUGCCGCCGGCUGCGGAAGUGGGACUGAAAGGGCCCACUGGUCCCUACUAUGACAAAGCCAACAGCGCGCCGGCUGUGGACCAGGAACUUCAGGAUCUCCUGGAGGAGCUAACAAAAAUCCAAGAACCUUCUCCAAAUGACCUAGAUCUCGAGAAGAUCCUGGGGAGCAAGCCAGAAGAGCCACUGGUCUUAGAGCCCCCGCAGGUGACCCUGGGGACAACUGCCAAGCCUCCGGUUCAGAUGCCGCCCUUGGAGAGCCUGGGUGCCAGCAAGGAGUUUGCUUCCAGUUGCAGCCAGCUCCCUGCCGCCGCGCUGCAAGUCCCGCCCUCCCCGGCGGGGAUCGGCUACGCCAUUCCCUCCAGCAGUAAGCAGGUGGCCGCGCCCAGCUCUCCGGCGGCACAGGCCAAGAGCCAGGUCCAGGGGGUGCUCCCCGGCACUCUGCCCCCGCUCCCGGUGCCUCAGUGGCAUCACGCCCACCAGCUGAAGGCGCUGGCGGCCAGCAAGCAGGGGUCCGCCACGAGGCAGCCCGGGCCCAGCCCCAGCUGGUCGGGCCUGCCGCCUCCGGGCCUCUCCCCGUCCUACCGCCCCGUGCCAUCGCCGCACCCGCCGCCCCCGCCGCCGCCGCCGCCGCAGUUCAGCCCGCAGAGCCUCAUGGUGUCCUGCAUGGCGUCCGGCAGCCUGCCGGGGAGCGCUUUCCAAGCGUCGCCCAACGCCUUACUCGCCAGCAUGGCAUCCAGCGGCAGCGCCGCCCUUGGGCCCGCCAUGCUCUACACUCCCGAGAAGCUCCCCAGCCCCGCUCUCAGUCAGCAGCCGCAGUUCAGCCCGCAGAGCUCCCUUCUGGCCAACCUGGUGUCCUCUAGUGUCAAAAGUCCGCCGGGACACCUGCUGUCCGCUCUGCCCACCAGCACCCCGGGGCCCUCCCCGCCCUACCGGCCGGAGAAGCUGUCCAGCCCGGGCCUGCCGCAGCAGUCCUUCACCCCGCAGUGCUCCCUGAUCCGGAGCGUCACCCCCUCCGGCAACGCGCUAACUCAGCCGCCGCCGCCGCCGCCGCCCCCCCCCCCGCAGCCAACAAGCAUCUUCAAGCCCGUGACCGCCAACUCACCCAAAACCCUGAGCAUGAUCAUGCAGCAGGGGCUGGCCAGCCCCAGCCCGGGAGUCCCGGAGCCAUUUACUUUUGGCAACACCAAGCCCCUGUCGCAUUUCGUUUCCGAGCCGGGCCCCCAGAAGGUGCCCUCCGUGCCUGCCACCUCUAGGCAGCAGUCCCUGCUCCGCUACCUGCAGCAGCCGCCGCCGGCCCCCUCCGCCACCGCCCCGUCCACCACCACUGCCACCUUGCAGCUGCAGCAGCCGCAGCCUGACCACUCCUCGUUCCUCCUGCAGCAGAUGAUGCAGCAGCCCCAGCGCUUUCAGCGGUCAGUGGCCCCGGACUCCAUGCCUUCUCUGCCCAGACAGGUAAGACGAGCUCACGUCUGGUCGCGUUCCUUGGUUUUGGUGCAAAUAAGAACCGUGGUCUGUGCUAUCGGUAACCUGGCUCUGGAGGCAAAUCAGCCUGUAGUCCCCUCUGAGACUGGACUCGACUCUGGAAAAGUCUGUUUAAGCCAGCUGACUCCGUGUGGUCCAAGUGCAGUACUAAUGAGGCCAAGGUUAUGCUUUCUGUUCCUGUGCAGGCCACUUACCUUCUCUGGGAGGAAAAGUGCCCCCAGAAG